Molecule: messenger RNA, 1758 nt
Organism: Cucumis sativus (cucumber)
Lineage: Eukaryota; Viridiplantae; Streptophyta; Magnoliopsida; Cucurbitales; Cucurbitaceae
Exons: 2
Coding region: 364-1611 (415 amino acids)
Source: RefSeq, a predicted model, not a curated record
CUCUCCCACCUUUGUCUUUUCCCAAUCUUCUCUUUUAUACUUUCAUCUCCUUCAUCCUCUCAUCUUCAUCUUUCCUUCUCUCACAUUCUCCUUAACUCCGGCCACCACCCACUGUGAGACUUUCACACUUCAUAGUCCCCAUUCUUUUCUCUUUUUCUUUUUUUUCCCUUUCAUUUCUUCACUGGAUCUUCUUUUUUUCAGUACAAAACCGUCCAAAUCAACUGAAAUCUUUAUUUCCUGGUCGGUGUCAGCAGCAAUAAUGUUACUAAAACACGUUGGUAAUCGACUCAGUUUUGAAGCUUAAUUGAUUGGUAAGUUUGUGUGAAAUUAUAUCUGGUUGAAGGCGAGGUAAUUAAAGGUGGAAUGGCGACGGCGGUUGAGAUUGGGAACGGGGGAUCUUCUUCUUCUUCUUCUUCUUCAAAGUCGAGGAGAUCGAAACAAAUUUGGUACUCACAGCCUUUGACUCCAUUAAUGGAAGGCCCAGAUCCCCAAUUCCAAGACCAAGAACCCAACAAAAAAGACUCCUCCGGUUCGAACUGGGAAUUCCUCCGCGACUGGUUUAAGAUCCAACGCAACCUCACCCCCUCCAUCUCCCAGUCUUCCUUCACAAACCUUCCUAACUCCAAAACCCAGGAUUUAAAGCUCUUGCUCGGCGUCCUCGCAUGUCCUCUCGCUCCCAUUCCUCUCCAUUCCAAUAAUUCCCCUCCACAAACCUCCUACUUCCCGCCUCAUAUUCCUCUUGAAACUUCCGUGCCUCAUUACAUUAUACAACAAUACUUGGCCGCCACGGGAUGUCUGAAACAGCAAAAGUGCGCCAAGAACAUGUACGCCACCGGAAGUGUGAAGAUGAUUCGUUGCGAAACAGAGGUUUCUUCUGGUAAAUCUGUGAAGACGGUUGGAACAAGAUGUGAGGACACUGGCUGCUUUGUUCUUUGGCAAAUGCUACCAGCUAUGUGGUCACUUGAAUUGGUCGUUGGAGGUAGUAAGGUGGUGGCCGGCAGCGACGGCAAUACUGUCUGGCGUCACACUCCCUGGCUCGGCACCCAUGCUGCCAAAGGCCCCCAACGUCCCCUCCGUCGCAUCAUUCAGGGGCUAGAUCCGAAGAGCACAGCGAGGCUGUUUGAGAAAGCUCAAUGUCUGGGAGAAAAGAGAAUCGGAGAAGACGAUUGCUUUGUGCUGAAAGUAUCGGCAGAGAGGGAGGCAGUGAUGGAGAGGAAUGAGGGGCCUGCGGAAGUGAUAAGGCAUGUACUAUAUGGCUACUUCUGUCAAAAGAGUGGAGUGCUAGUGUACCUGGAGGACUCGCAUCUAACCAGGGUCCAGACUGAAGGCGAUGCUGUGUACUGGGAAACGACCAUUGGAAGCUGCAUUGGGGAUUACAGAGACGUGGAUGGGGUCCUCAUCGCUCACCGUGGCAGGUCUAUAGCUACUGUGUUCAAGUUUGGGGAAAUGUCCACCCAAUUUAGCAGGACUCGCAUGGAAGAGAUUUGGAGUAUUGACGAUGUGAUGUUUAACGUUGCUGGUCUUAGCAUGGACUACUUUAUUCCUCCUGCUGAUAUUUUUGAUAGCCUUCACUCCCAUUCUCACCCUCACUCCCAUUCUCAUUCUCCAUGACUAAGUACUCUUCUAAUUCUCUGCUACUGCUUUAAUUAACCCAAUGCUAAUCACUUCUCACGGGUAUACAUCAUCCAUCUGUAACAACUUUUCUUCUCCUGAAUUUGCAUAAAUUGUUUAGAUGGGACCAAAAUCUUCCUUACUCCA